Molecule: messenger RNA, 5325 nt
Organism: Prionailurus viverrinus (fishing cat)
Lineage: Eukaryota; Metazoa; Chordata; Mammalia; Carnivora; Felidae
Gene: CDC27
Product: cell division cycle 27
Exons: 19
Coding region: 135-2612 (825 amino acids)
Biological process (GO): cell division
Molecular function (GO): protein binding
Source: RefSeq, a predicted model, not a curated record
ACUCGGCAAUCGCUCGGCCUCCCCCAUCCCCCGGUAACGGUCGCUGGUGAGUUUAAAUGAGCCGGGGCUGGCCGGGCCGGAGCCGCUACGGGGGGGGCCUGAGGCACUGCAGAAAGUGGGCCUGAGCCUCAAGGAUGACGGUGCUGCAGGAACCCGUCCAGGCUGCUAUAUGGCAAGCACUAAACCACUAUGCUUACCGAGAUGCAGUUUUUCUUGCAGAACGACUGUAUGCAGAAGUACACUCAGAGGAAGCCUUGUUUUUAUUGGCAACCUGUUAUUACCGCUCAGGAAAGGCAUAUAAAGCAUAUAGACUCUUGAAAGGACACAGUUGUACUACACCGCAGUGUAAAUACCUGCUUGCAAAAUGUUGUGUUGAUCUCAGCAAGCUUGCAGAAGGGGAACAGAUCUUAUCUGGUGGAGUGUUUAAUAAGCAGAAAAGCCAUGAUGAUAUUGUUACUGAGUUUGGUGAUUCAGCUUGCUUUACUCUUUCAUUGUUGGGACAUGUAUAUUGCAAGACAGAUCGGCUUGCCAAAGGAUCAGAAUGUUACCAAAAGAGCCUUAGUUUAAAUCCUUUCCUCUGGUCCCCCUUUGAAUCAUUAUGUGAAAUAGGUGAAAAGCCAGAUCCUGACCAAACAUUUAAAUUAACAUCUUUACAGAACUUUAGCAACUGUCUGCCCAGCUCUUGCACAACACUAGUAUCUAAUCAUAGUUUAUCUCAUAGACAACCCGAGACCGUUCUUACAGAAACACCCCAGGACACAAUUGAAUUAAACAGACUGAAUUUAGAAUCUUCCAAUUCAAAGUACUCCUUGAAUACAGAUUCCUCAGUGUCUUAUAUUGAUUCAGCUGUAAUUUCACCAGAUACUGUCCCUCUUGGAACAGGAACUUCCAUAUUAUCUAAACAGGUUCAAAAUAAACCAAAAACUGGUCGAAGCUUAUUAGGAGGACCAGCUGCUCUUAGCCCAUUAACCCCAAGUUUUGGGAUUUUGCCAUUAGAAACCCCAAGUCCUGGAGAUGGAUCCUAUUUACAAAACUACACUAAUACAUCUUCUGUAAUUGACGUGCCAUCUACUGGAGCCCCUUCAAAAAAGUCUGUUGCCAGAAUCGGCCAAACUGGAACAAAGUCUGUCUUCUCACAGAGCGGAAAUAGUCGAGAGGUAACUCCAAUUCUUGUUGCACAAACACAAAGUUCUGGCCCACAAACAAGUACAACACCUCAGGUAUUGAGCCCCACUAUCACAUCUCCCCCAAACGCACUGCCUCGAAGAAGUUCGCGACUCUUUACUAGUGACAGCUCUACAACCAAGGAGAAUAGCAAAAAGUUAAAAAUGAAGUUUCCACCUAAAAUCCCAAACAGAAAAACUAAAAGUAAAACUAACAAAGGAGGAAUAACUCAACCUAACUUAAAUGAUAGCCUGGAAAUUACAAAAUUGGACUCUUCCAUCAUUUCAGAAGGGAAAAUCUCCACAAUCACACCUCAGAUCCAGGCAUUUAAUCUGCAGAAAGCAGCAGCAGAAGGUUUGAUGAGCCUUCUUCGUGAAAUGGGGAAAGGUUAUUUAGCUCUGUGCUCGUACAACUGCAGAGAAGCUAUAUAUAUCUUGAGCCACCUACCUUCUCACCACUACAAUACUGGUUGGGUACUGUGCCAAAUUGGAAGGGCCUAUUUUGAACUUUCAGAGUACAUGCAGGCUGAAAGAAUAUUCUCCGAGGUUAGAAGGAUUGAGAAUUACAGAGUCGAAGGCAUGGAGAUCUACUCUACAACACUUUGGCAUCUUCAGAAAGAUGUUGCUCUUUCAGUUCUUUCAAAAGACUUAACAGACAUGGAUAAAAAUUCACCAGAGGCCUGGUGUGCUGCAGGGAACUGUUUCAGUUUGCAACGGGAACAUGAUAUUGCAAUUAAAUUCUUCCAGAGAGCUAUCCAGGUUGAUCCAAAUUAUGCUUAUGCCUAUACUCUACUAGGGCACGAGUUUGUGUUAACUGAAGAAUUAGACAAAGCAUUAGCUUGUUUUCGAAAUGCUAUCAGAGUCAAUCCGAGACAUUACAAUGCAUGGUAUGGCUUAGGAAUGAUUUAUUACAAGCAAGAAAAAUUCAGCCUUGCAGAAAUGCAUUUCCAGAAAGCACUUGAUAUCAACCCUCAAAGUUCAGUUUUACUUUGCCACAUUGGAGUAGUUCAGCAUGCACUGAAAAAAUCUGAGAAGGCUUUGGAUACCCUAAACAAAGCCAUUGUUAUUGAUCCCAAGAAUCCUCUAUGCAAAUUUCACAGAGCCUCAGUUUUAUUUGCAAAUGAAAAAUAUAAGUCCGCUUUACAAGAACUUGAAGAAUUGAAACAAAUUGUUCCCAAAGAAUCCCUCGUUUACUUCUUAAUAGGAAAGGUUUACAAGAAGUUAGGUCAAACGCACCUCGCCCUGAUGAAUUUCUCUUGGGCUAUGGAUUUAGAUCCUAAAGGAGCCAAUAACCAGAUUAAAGAGGCAAUUGACAAGCGCUACCUUCCAGAUGAUGAGGAGCCAAUAACCCAAGAAGAACAAAUCAUGGGAACAGAUGAAUCCCAGGAGAGCAGCAUGACAGACGCAGACGACACACAACUUCAUGCAGCUGAAAGUGAUGAGUUUUAACUUCCGGAAACCAGACUUUUGCAACUGGAUGUGUGAUUAGUGCUGACAUGUUUCUUGUCCCUCCAUAUACUGAGUCUUCACUCUUGAGCCGGCAGUGUCAUCAUCCAUCACUUAGACAAUGAGUGUGCCACUUUCAUUGGACCCUGACUGUACACAGAAUGAAAGGCAGUGCAAUAUUUAGCUGCUAACAAGACUGGCUCUUUCACCAGUACGAAUGACAAUUUAGGGGGGUAAGAUGGGGAACUUUCUUUUCUUUUCUUUUUUUUUUUUUUCUUUAAUCUCCCUUUGUUGAAAGCUAUCAUGGAAGGAAGAGUUAACGUUUUAUCUUGAAGGAACCGUUAGGUAUGGAAAAUAGUGAUGAACCAGAAUUUUUUGGUCGUUUUCCAAAAAUUUGUUUUCAUUUGGUUCUAUUCCUGAUUAACAGAGUGACUGACCUUCGUUUCUAGGUUCUUCAAGAAUGGUGUUAGCAAGUGCCAGAUGGAACAAUAAAAGACAUUGCCUAUAACAGAGUAACUUGAUUGCCAAGGAAUGUAAAUUACCUUAAACUUGCAGUGUCUCCCAUAAACAAAUGUAAUGGGCAUAUUGGGACUCAUGUGUAGGAAUCAACUAUCCCUCCAUACAGCGUACACUUAUUCUUGGCAAGAAUGCUUUAAUGUCUAACCAAGAAUUUUAAUUUAUUCAUCUUGCUUCAAAGUGUUGAUCAUUGUCUUGGUAUUGCAAACUUUCAAGUUGUUCCCUUACCAUUUUGCCUCUUCUCUUUGAGCUCUGUGGGAUCACCUUAAACAUUCAGAGAUGAUAGAGUGUUUGCCCACUGAAAAGCCAAAACAAGGCCCUUAAUAACCAUUUAUGUUCACCAUAAGAAUCAAAAUGAGAACACUAAAGUGGAGAGACUUAAAAGAGAUCAUGAUAGCAAAGCCUUAAUGCAAUCAAAAUUGUACCAUGACCUUGAAUCUAUAUUUGUUCAAGAAAGUAUCCCUUUGACUUUUCUAAGUGUUUAAGCAGGGUGCAAGAAUGUGUAGUUACCUUUGGUUGAGGUCAUUUCCAUUCUUUUCAGCUCUCUGCUUCAAAUUAUUUUCAGUAGUGUGAGUCACCAAAAUGUUUACCAAGAGUGAUUGGGUUUAGGAUAUUAGAAAUUUUUAGCUGGGGGGAAAAAAAAAACAACCAUUCUUAUGAAGGAGAUGAGUUCUCUCCUGAGUGUGUCGUAAUAUAGGUUGGUGUCUUUGGGGAAUGGCCACAAUUUUAAAGAUCUAAUUAUGCAUAAUAAAAUGGGAAUUAUUGGAAUUUCACAGUAACAGAUUUAAAGUCUUAAAUUGUGUAUCUCCUUUAUUGUAAUGUAUUGAAAUUUUUAGAGGAACUUUAGUUGUUAACAUUUUUUUAAGUGCCAAUGUCAGAAUAUAACAAAUUAUAGUUUCUUACGAAUGACAGGCCUACGGUUAUUAUUUUGGAUUCUUUGAUGAAGGACAAAUUUAUCUACUGGUUACCUGUACUUGUUAGUCAAGUUGUGAAAAUAAGGUGGACUACAGAAGAUGUGAAGAAAAUUUUAGCCUGUAGACUCAGUUACUUUCUAUCAUUUACUAUUAAUCUCACUUGAAUGUGGAUUAGAUACCAUUAUAAAUUAAUUCAAGUCCGAGUCUUAGAUUAGGUAAUUGGUGCCAGAGAGGUAUUUAACAAAAUUUCGUACCUAAAUCUAUGUAAUAUGUGCUGCUUAAAAAAAUAAUUUAUAAGAAAAAAGAAAGUUUGGGAGUAAAUGAAGAUCAUUAAAAAUUCCCAAAGGCUAGCACUUGGAUUCUAACAAAUAUUCCAUUUUAUUCAUUAGUUCUGUAAUAUUUAAUUUUAUACUCUUUUAUUUUUUUUAAUUGGCAAAUCAUAAGCCAGCGCUAUAACAGUAUCAAAUAGAGAAUUUCAUAGAAAGCUUCAACCUGAGCUCUGUUACAAACCCUGGAGAACGCUAAGCUCAGAACAUAAUUUGCUGAUGAAUAGUUAUCUUUUCUAUAGUAGGAAUUUAUGUCCUGUGCCAGAGGUGAGAGCCUUUCUGGUACUUAUUUUGAGACCAAGCAUAAAAAGAUAGUUGUGGAGGGUACACCAUGGCAGUGGCUGGCUGAGGGACACUCAGCCCAAGCUUAGCCUGAUUUCAUUUUCCUCACACCUACUUUCAAAAUAUUUAGGUAUUUGAAGCCUUAUUCCCACCUAGUAACUGUUUUUGGCUUGCUUGUUUUUUGUUUUGUUUUGGUUUGGGGUUUUUUUGCUUUUUUUUUUUCUUUUUUUGCCUGGAAUGAAGAUCAAACAAUCAGAAAAAGACAUACGUUUUGAUCAAGCAAAAUGUUUGAAAUUUCAGAAGUUACUUUGAAGGAAAUUUAAAAUACAAGAACUUUAACAUCCUUUUUUAACUCUAAGCUUUUCACACACAUACAUAUAUGUAUACACACACACACUCUUGUUCAGAAGUUAUGUUGUGGCAUUGGAUAUUUUUCCCCCUUGGAAAUAGUUCUUAACUCUGGGAUUUUAGAAGGUUGGAAAUAUUUUUUCAAGCGAACAAUGGUACUCAAAAUAAUGAAAGGUGGUCCCUACUUUUUCUGUAUUUCAUUAUUUUAAAAUUCUUGUUUUUUCCAAGAACUGCAAGUUACAUUUGAACCAUGCUGCUGUUGUACCUUAAACAAAAACUCAGUGAUAACCAGUAUUUAGUCUAUUAAAAAUGCUCUUUUUGAAGAAAAAA